Molecule: messenger RNA, 141 nt
Organism: Pyricularia pennisetigena
Lineage: Eukaryota; Fungi; Ascomycota; Sordariomycetes; Magnaporthales; Pyriculariaceae
Exons: 1
Coding region: 1-141 (46 amino acids)
Source: RefSeq, a predicted model, not a curated record
AUGCCGUACGACUCUUCAGUCUUACCAGGGGGGGAUCGGGGGAUGCUCAGGGACUUUGUGUGCCAUCGUAUUAUUGGACCAAAACGUCAGGUUCGAGGCGGUCGGCUCCCUGGGCGGCCCUCGUCGUCUGGUUGUGGGUGA